Molecule: messenger RNA, 3180 nt
Organism: Paramuricea clavata
Lineage: Eukaryota; Metazoa; Cnidaria; Anthozoa; Malacalcyonacea; Plexauridae
Source: the annotation of a GenBank genome assembly
AUGUUAUUGACUUGCGUCGUCUGUUCGUUUUGUGAUGAAGACUUCGUCGCGCUCGGUCGCCAUUCGUGGCGUUGUAAACAGCGGAUUAACCAAGCAGAACGAGAUCCCCCUGACGCUACUACAAGACAAGUGCCUGUAAUGCAGUCCCCUAAUGUUCCUGUGUCAAGUCGCACGGUUGUUAAAUGUUGUUGUGGCAAGAUAUGCAAAGGGGCGCGCGGCCUUAAAAUGCAUCAGCGCAGUUGUCAAGUGAUACAUGGCCUUAACGACGAGCUUUGUGCAGAUCUUGAGGAGCAAAUAACUACGGAUAACAGCGAAAAUAUUUCAGAAAUUGAACACAACGGCAAUGAUAUUAAUACAGUUAAUUACGAUAAUUUUCCUGAACUGAAGAAAGGCAUAAAUCUCCCGAAAAAUGAUUCUGAAUGGUCAACGGCUAAUGAUUAUUUUAAAUGUGCACUCCAGCCAAGUGAUCCAAUCACAUUGCAAGAUCUAAAUUCAAAAAUCAAGCUUUUAAAUGACGCGAUAUACAGCUACUUUGCAAAUAAUUAUGGACAUACUGAAACUGUACCCGACAAAAAUAUGGGAGCUAAAUAUAAAGAGUAUACGGUUAAAGAGUUAAAGAAAGCUUUACAAAAUUUAAAAUCCAAAAAGGGUGAACUCAGUGAAAUUAAAUACGUAUCGCGUACAUUGCGUGACAGGCUCCGUAACAAUGGCAACGACGCCGAUGACUUAAAUGACAGUGAGUCGUUUAAUCACAACAAAUAUCUGGAACGAAGCUUUUGGGGCUAUGUUAAAAAUAUAAUCAAUAGAAAAGACGCAGUAUUACCAUCAUUUAACAUGACUGAUUGCCUUUCUUAUUUCUCUAAAUCUCUGGCUAAAAUUAAUCCUAACAAGCUAUUUGUAAUUCCCAGCUGGAUCCCAAAGUUAUCUGAUCCUGCAGUUCAAUUUAACCUUGACCCCCCGACCUAUCAACAAAUUACAAAUGUUAUACGCAAAAUGAAAUCGUCUGGUUCUCCUUGCCCUCUUGAUCAACUUUCUAUAAUAAGUUUCAAGCAUUGUCCUUAUCUGAGAACUUACUUUACUGAGCUAAUUCACGAUAUUUGGCUAUCUGGAACUGUCCCAACUGAGUGGAAAAGAGCAUGUACCAUACUAAUCCACAAGAAAGGCAACAAUAAUGACCCUUCAAAUUUCCGCCCCAUAACACUCGAAUCCAUACCUUUAAAAGUAUUUACAUCUUGUCUCCGAAACGCAGUAUACUCCUUCCUCGCAUCUAAUAACUUCGUCGAACACAACAUACAAAAAGGCUUCACCCCCAACCUAUCUGGCACUCUAGAACAUACUGCGCAAAUGGCUGACAUUAUUAAUAAAGCUCGGAUCAGACAACGCUCUGUUGUCAUCACCCUACUUGAUCUUAAGAAUGCCUUCGGCGAAAUCCAUCACAACCUCAUUCAAUCCGUACUUGACUACCACCAUAUCCCUGAUCAUAUAAAAUUUGUUAUAAAAAGUUUAUAUACUGAUUUCCAAACCUCGAUAAUUACCUCUGAAUUCCGCACUCCUUUUAUGACAGUUGGCCGUGGCGUAUUGCAAGGAGAUUGCCUCAGUCCUCUUCUUUUUAACAUGUGCUUCAAUACAUUCAUUCAGCAUAUCAAGGCUGAAAAGUAUCGUCAAUUUGGGUUUUCCUUCAAAUUACUAAAUCCCAUCCAUUGGUUCCAGUUUGCUGAUGACGCGGCUGUAAUUACUGGCCAAGAAUCCGAAAACCAACAUCUGUUAAAUCGAUUUUCUAUCUGGUGCCAAUGGUCCGAUAUGAUUAUCCGAGUUGACAAAUGCAGUACCUUUGGCAUUAAAAAAGCGAUCACAAAAUCAGUUCAGUACUUGCCAAAACUCCUCAUCAGCAAUCAACUAAUACCAAAAAUCACUAUUGGAGAAUCAUUUCAAUAUUUAGGACGUUACUUUGAUUUCCACAUGUCGAAUGAUAAUCACAAAACUGAACUAACCACCCUACUUAAUGAACUAAUGUCUGAUAUUGACUCAAAGCCACUACACCCCAAAAAUAAACUGCUCCUCUACAGUCGCUACGUCUUGUCCAAGUUAGCCUGGCACUUCACCGUCGCAACACUCUCUAAAACAUGGGUUACUGAAAAUAUCGACUCUAUUGCCAACAAAUAUAUCCGCAGAUGGCUUGAAGUACCAAUAUCAGGAACACUAAGUACUGUCUUUCUAACAAAUAAUAAAUUUGGCCUGAGUAUUUAUCCUCCAUCUGUAAAAUUUAUCCAGUGUCAAACAGUCCUCCGAAAAGCUUUAAAAUCUUCUCCUAAUGAAUCAACUAACGACCUGUGGAGAGCAACCAGUAACCAUACUAAUAUCCAAUAUGACGCUUAUAACUCUACUAAGGAAGUUCUCAAAGAUUUCCGUUCUGGACACGAAAACAAACUCCUAAACCAAUUAACCAGUCAAGGAUCCUUUUUCUGCAGCGUCACGAAGUUCGCUUUACCUCAGCUUAGCAAGGUGUGGUCCGUCGCCCAAUCAAAGCUCCCGAAAAACAUUUACAACUUUACCAUUCGUUACAUUAACAACUCUCUUCCGACGCGUAAAAACCUAAACAGAUGGGCAAUAUCUUCAAAUUCAGACUGUUCUUUUUGUCUUAGCCCUGAAACAUUACUACACAUAGUAGCUGGAUGUCAGUUUUAUCUCGACCGAUUUACGUGGAGACACAAUUCAGUCCUGAACUUUCUUGCUCAUCAGUUACAAACUGUUGACGGUUCUACUCUCUACGCCGACCUAAAUGGAUUCAAAAGCCCUUCAAUACUUACUGGUGAUACGUAUCGCCCAGAUUUGUUAUUAUCGUGCUCAAAUGGUUCCUUAUAUGUGGUUGAACUCACCACUGGUUAUGAGACAAACCUCAAAAACAACGUAAAACGGAAGAAGGAUAAAUAUAGAGAAUUAUUGAGACAGCUAGGUAAAAAUUUUAACCAAGUUAAAUUUAUAAACCUCUCCAUCAGCUCUUUAGGUAUUUUUGCAGAAGAAUGUUAUACAUUUUUAGACAUGUUAGAUAGUAUUGGUCUUGACAAAAACCACCAAAUGUACUGCGUUAGGAAAAUGAUGACUAUUGCUAUUAGAACUACAUAUUACAUUUUUUGUUGCCGAAAUAAGGAAUGGGAAAAUCCGGAUUUACUAACAAUUUGA